Messenger RNA from Aspergillus alliaceus, 1600 nucleotides. RefSeq names its product DnaJ domain protein. NCBI's taxonomy places the organism in Eukaryota, Fungi, Ascomycota, Eurotiomycetes, Eurotiales, Aspergillaceae. The record is from RefSeq and is a predicted model, not a curated record. The coding region runs from base 532 to 1431 and encodes 299 amino acids. The transcript has 2 exons.
UCUCUCUCUGUCUAGUUUCUUUUCCUUAGUCUCUUGCUAAAGUUCUCUGGGUGUUAUUGCCAGAAUUCUGCGCCAGUCAUCUGCCACAAGUGUACGAAAUGUACACUACAACCUAGUUAGCUACUUAGUACUAACUAUGCCCGACAACAGGGCAUUGAUUGGCAUGUAAAAUCAUUUAACAAGACAGGAAAUGAUGAUGAGAGCAAUACGAGUAAUAAAAAUAGUAAUAACGUAUCAAACAGUUUUCCAUAUAAAGAACUUGGGCUUUGAUUGGAAAAGUACAUAGAUCGACUUAGAGAUUAUCAGAUAACACUGAUCAACCGAUGACGCAGCACAUCUGAUGAGCGGCGGAAUUUCCUCGUUUUCUUUCCUCUGUCUUACUUCCUUUCAUUCUAUGCCCAAUAACCACCGGAUAAUCCACCGGAUACCUCACGCUCUAGUCUCUUCCCCCCGUAAUCUUUGACUCAAGUCCAAUCCACCCUCGUUAUCUCUCACCAGAAACUGCAUGUAAACAAGGUCGCGUCCCAAGACAUGCUACUUCCUCGCGUGAGGACCACCGGCAUUCUACUCCGGACCACGCACCCGCACACUCAACAUUGGAACCACACUCGCCCAACAUCAUACACCUGUACAGCUUCGUUCUCAACAUCUCCAACCAGACCCGCCACGCCUCAUGAACCGAACCACUAUGAAGUCCUCGAUGUGCCCAUAACGGCGUCACCGGCCGAGAUCAAAAAAAAAUUCUACGCCCUCUCCCUCCGCCACCACCCAGACCACAAUCGCAACGACCCAAAGGCCUCAUCGCGCUUCGCCCGCAUCUCCUCUGCCUACGACAUCCUCAGCAACCAUACCAAACGCGCCGCCUACGACCGCGAACAUGGCAUAUUAGCACACCACUCCUCAACACAUAGCACCGCCAACCCUGGCCAACACCCCAUGGGUAGUCACAGCAGCUACGGCGCAAAUCUGCACACGAAAGGGGCGUCAUAUGCCGGGUCACGGCCAGCGAGCGGGCUGAGUAAACGGCGGGGGCAGUUUCGGGGACCCCCGCCGAGUUUCUAUGCGCAUGGGGGGUACGGGAAUAGGAGGGCUCCAGGGGGGGGGCCAUCGUCUUCAACUGCGGGCGGUUGGAGCGAGGAGGAUCCGACGGCGUUUAUUUUUCGGAACCCGGUGAACCAUUUUAAUGCGCAGGGGCAUUAUAAGACGCAGACGGCGGAGGAUGCGAGGCGGCAGGAGAGAAGGUCGAAGGCGAUGGGCGCAGCGCUGAAUGAGCAGUACAUUGGGAGUCGGGGGGAUUUUGCUGUGCGGUUUAUUAUCGUCUGCGGGAUUCUGGUGGGUGCUGGUUCUAUGACGGGGCUCAUUGGUUGGCCUGGGGAACGUAGUAGUAAGGCGAGUACAAGUAGUAAACCUGCUCGGCGGAAAGAAGAGUGAGCUGCUGGUGUUCUGUGGUUUGGUUGAUAUAUACAGUUUGGUCUUCCUAAUUCCUCAUGUACAUUACCUUUGGGAGCUAGAGACGUAAAUUCAAAUAGACUUUAUUUCCCCAGAUUAAAUCGUGCACGGUCGUGGUUCCCCCCGGAUCACCGCAGAUAUAUUACCCCCU